AUGGAUAGACAAUCUGUUGUUAAACCAAUCUCAACGGUAAUACCGUUUCCAUUGAACUUUGACAACCAGAAGUUCACAGAGAUGUACAAAUCGUACAAUAAGAUUAUGAUUCUGGCACGUGACUUGAACACUCAGAUCGAUGUUCCAGAGUUUGUGGUCGUGGGCAAGGAUGGAACGGGCAAAAGCGCCCUGAUCGAAUCGUUUGUCGGCUUCCCAAUGGGCGACGCCGGCGCCACCCAGCGCCCACUGCUCAUCAACUUGGUCAACAACCCACAGUACGAGCGACCACGCAUUGUAUUCAAGCGCGAUCGCUUCCUGCCCAACCUCGAGGUGGACAAGGUCGUCGACCUGCAGGACCUGGCCAAGGAGAUUGGCGCACGCAAUGUCAAGAGCAGCAUCCCCAUCAAGGUGCAGUUUGAGUACCGCCACGUGCUCAACAUGCAGUUCAUCGAGCUUCCGGCCACCGCCGACGACGACCUGGUGCAGACUUUUGCGCGACCCACCAACCGCAUGUUGGUGUUUGUGAACGCGGCGACAGCCGCUGGCGAGGCCGGCUACGCCGACGCGGCCAAGCGCUUCGAUCCAAAGCUGGACCGCAGCAUCUUUGUCUUCACCAAAUUCCACGACCACCUCAAGACAUUCAGCAACGCUCGCGACCUCAAUCGAUACCUGAGCAUCGUGAACAACGACGCACAGACCUUCUUCCUCACAUUGCCCAACGCCGACGCGCGUGCGGGCGCCGGAAACAAGGAGCUGCUGGCCGCGGCACUCGACGAGCUACAGAAGCAGGACAUGGAGCUGUUGGAGCAGCUGCAAUUUGAUCGCCGAUUCGAGCGAAACAUCGGCUACUCGGCCUUCCGCCACGCCGUCUCGGAGAUCACAUGGCGCCAGUACCAGGAGGCCAUCCCCGAGGUGCUGAAGCGUCUGCGCGCCUUCCGCAAGAGCUCGGAGGAACAGCUCGCCAAGCUCAAGAUCCAGCUCGAGAACAUGAACGCCGGCAAACUGCGCAUCAUCGCUAGCAACUACGUCAUGGAGUUCUUGCAGUCGAUUGAGAAGUUGGUGGUUGGCACGCUCGAGGGUAACCCCACACUCAACGGCCAGACCCUGGCCGAGGAGAAGUCACAGGACGAGACUGGCGAGUGGGUCGAUCACAACCAUCGCGCCAUCCUCUUCGACGCCAAGACAAUGAAUGUGCCAUUCCACGAGUCCAAGGUCUAUGGUGGCCAGCAGUUUGAGCGUCUGCUUUCAGAGUUCAAGGCGAUCAGCGAGGCUGCCGAGCUGGCCGAACUUUCUUCGGACGAGAUUGCCACAGCCCUGGGCUCGAACCGCCCAAGCAACGUAUCGGUGCUGGCGUGGGCGGCCAGCGACAUUGCACAGCGCAAGUCCAAGGAGGCCUUGCGUCCCCUUAUCGACCAACUCUUCCGUCGUGCAGUCUACAUCCUGCGUCGCCUCGUAGACAUUGUCGAUCGCAUGAUUGAGAACAAGAGACGUGCACAGAUCCGUAGGGUUGGUGGCUCGCCAUCAUUCGAGUCGGCACCCAUGUCACUAGGCGGCCUGCGCUCGGGCUCGAACGUGGGUCCAGGCGGCUCUGUCUCGGGCGCAUCCGGCGCCAUGACCUCGGCGCUGGUCAACAUUGACGACCACCCCUACUUCACGUACGCCAUCAAGGAGAUGUACUUCAAAUUCAUCGACCAGAUCGUCCAGACCUGCAAGAGCAAGUGCAUCGACGAGUUCUACACGACACGCCUCAUCUACUGGGAGCUGCAGAACAACGACGAGCUCAAGGCGCUGAGCGAGGCAGGCGCCGCCGCCAAGACCAAGGACGACACACAGCGCGUCGUCAACAAGCUGGCCGCCAAGCUGUUCCGCGACACCAAGGCGCGCAUCACCAAGAACAUCAUGUUGAAGUGCUUCAACUACUUCCUGAUCCCCAUGCAGUCGGACCUGUGGGGAGAGGUGCAGGGCCGCAUCACCAUCCUGUCCGACGUGAUGCUGGAGGAGCUGUUCGAGGUGUCCGUCACCAAGGAGCGUCUAAAGGAGGACGAGCGUCAUCUCGGCCAGAUCUCAGUCCAGUUCACCCAACAAGAGGAGAACUUCAUGUUGGCCGCCAACACCUUCUCUCAUCCAGUCUUCUAA
Messenger RNA from Acytostelium subglobosum LB1, 2136 nucleotides. RefSeq lists its product as hypothetical. The coding region runs from base 1 to 2136 and encodes 711 amino acids. The record is from RefSeq and is a predicted model, not a curated record. The transcript has 2 exons. Lineage: Eukaryota; Evosea; Eumycetozoa; Acytosteliales; Acytosteliaceae. Gene Ontology annotation, cellular component: membrane; microtubule; cytoplasm. Gene Ontology annotation, molecular function: microtubule binding; GTP binding; GTPase activity.